Callithrix jacchus (white-tufted-ear marmoset) is the source of this 9624-nucleotide messenger RNA. RefSeq names its product alpha-L-fucosidase 2 (gene FUCA2). Gene Ontology annotation, biological process: glycoside catabolic process; fucose metabolic process. Lineage: Eukaryota; Metazoa; Chordata; Mammalia; Primates; Cebidae. The record is from RefSeq and is a predicted model, not a curated record. Gene Ontology annotation, molecular function: alpha-L-fucosidase activity. Gene Ontology annotation, cellular component: lysosome.
UUAGCAAAGCCAUGGCAGCUGGCUUUGGGGUAAUGGGGGCCUCCUUAGUCACGCUGAGCGAUGCAGCCCUCCUGGGGUUAUUGCGAGUGCCCGGGAGAGUGGCGACUCCCGCCCCGGAGGGGGAAGGGUGGCCUGUUUCCAAGUCCGGCUUGGUCAGGUGACAGCGGCGCGGCAUACUCAGCAGCAAUAAAACGGAAGGACAGCCCCUGUGAGGCCGCGCCAGCCUGCAAAGAAGACAGCCGGCCCGCGCGGGGGGACAUGCGGCCCAGGGAGCUCCCCGGCCUCGCUCUCCCGCUGCUGCUGCUGCCGCCGCUGCUGCCGCCUUGCCCUGCCCGCAGCGCUGCGCGCUUCGACCCCACCUGGGAGUCCCUGGACGCCCGCCAGCUGCCCGCGUGGUUCGACCAGGCCAAGUUCGGCAUCUUCAUCCACUGGGGCGUGUUUUCCGUGCCCAGCUUCGGUAGCGAGUGGUUCUGGUGGUAUUGGCAAAAGGAAAAGAUACUGAAGUAUGUGGAAUUCAUGAAAGAUAAUUACCCUCCUAGUUUCAAAUAUGAAGAUUUUGGACCACUAUUUACAGCAAAAUUUUUUAAUGCCAACCAGUGGGCAGAUAUUUUUCAGGCCUCUGGUGCCAAAUACAUUGUCUUAACUUCAAAACAUCACGAAGGCUUUACCUUGUGGGGUUCAGAGUAUUCGUGGAACUGGAAUGCCAUAGAUGAGGGUCCCAAGAGGGACAUUGUCAAGGAACUUGAGGUAGCCAUUAGGAACAGAACUGACCUGCGUUUCGGACUGUACUAUUCCCUUUUUGAAUGGUUUCAUCCACUCUUCCUUGAGGAUGAAUCCAGUUCAUUCCAUAAGCGGCAAUUUCCCGUUUCUAAGACAUUGCCAGAGCUCUAUGAGUUAGUGAACGCCUAUCAGCCCGAGAUUCUGUGGUCGGAUGGUGACGGAGGAGCACCGGAUCAAUACUGGAACAGCACAGGCUUCCUGGCCUGGCUAUAUAAUGAAAGCCCAGUUCGGGACACAGUAGUCACCAAUGAUCGUUGGGGAGCUGGUAGCAUCUGUAAGCAUGGUGGCUUCUAUACCUGCAGUGAUCGUUAUAACCCAGGACAUCUUUUGCCACAUAAAUGGGAAAACUGCAUGACAAUAGACAAGCUGUCCUGGGGCUACAGGAGGGAUGCUGGAAUCUCUGACUAUCUUACAAUUGAAGAAUUGGUGAAGCAACUUGUAGAAACGGUUUCAUGUGGAGGAAAUCUUUUGAUGAAUAUUGGGCCCACACUAGAUGGCACCAUUUCUGUAGUUUUUGAGGAGCGACUGAGGCAAAUGGGGUCCUGGCUAAGAGUCAAUGGAGAAGCUAUUUAUGAAACCCAUACUUGGCGAUCCCAGAAUGACACUGUCACCCCAGAUGUGUGGUACACAUCCAAGCCUAAAGAAAAAUUGGUCUAUGCCCUUUUUCUUAAAUGGCCCACAUCAGGACAGCUGUUCCUUGGCCAGCCCAAAACUAUUCUAGGGGCAACACAGAUUGCAUGAAUUUAACUUAGAAAACCAACAGUCAACUAACAGUUUAUUCAAAUGGCUGAAGUGCAGUGGCAUGAUCACAGCUCAUUGCAGCCUUGACUUCCUGGGCUCAGGCGAUUCUCCCACCUCAGCCUUCCAAUUAACUGGGACUACCAUGUGCUACCAUGCCCAGCUACAUUUUUAUAUUUUUUUUGUAGAGAUGUGGUCUCUCCCUAUGUGUCCCAGGCUGAUCUUGAACUCACGGGCUCAUGCGAUCUGCCUGCCUCCACCUCCCAAGGUGCUGGGAUUACAUGCCUGAGCCAUUUGUUUUUUCUUCACUCACUAUGAUGGCUAGAACUUUCACAACAUAUUAAACAAUGAUGAUAAUAGGCUUGAUGGAAAUGUUUCUAGCAUUGAAUUGUGAAGCAUGAAGUUGGUUAUUCAAAUGAAAUAGAAAAACAUAGAAAAUAUCUGAGUGCCGUGUGUGAGUAAAGAAAUAUGAAAGGGCACAAGAUAGUCUUUGACUUUUGAGAGGAUGCUUAAAAUGUAACUGACGAAUAAAACUCCAACUCGAGGUAGCACAUGUUGUGUUGUUAUGUAAAAGUUAUAUAUAAAAGUGCAGAUAAUAGGUACUAUAGUUCAGAAAAGAAACACUAUCAUGGCUGAUGUGGUUGUAGUAUAAUUUUUACUGUUCUUCAGUGUACAAAAUCAAAUAUUUAUUUAUGUUAAAAUAACCAUUACAAUUAUGUAUCACCACUUGGGAAAUAAUGAAUACCUUGCUAUGUACAGGUUAUAGUAAAAUUUUACUAAUUGGAGCACCUUGAUUUAUACAGUACAUGGGAUGGGUUUUGAGCUAAAAUUUAUUUUUGUAUAACUUAAAACAUUUGUAAAAGAUUUUAGAGUGAGAUUUAAAUCACUUCAGAAAAUAAACUUUAUGGCUCUAAGCAUUCCAAAGGCUCAAUGUCAAUGUCAAAUUAUUGUUUUCUGUACAAUUAAAGGAGGUUCUCAGAGAAUUAGGUAAAUAACUUCUGGCCCUCUGUAUUUAAGGAUUAAGUUGGAUAUUGCACAUACAUAUUGCCUAUCAUUUACUGUGUCCCCAAUUUAAAAAAACUGUUUUAAGCCACUUCCUAUAGGAUGGAUGUGUCUCAAAUUUUAAUGAAUGAGUUUACAGUCAACAUUGAUUUAGUAUCCAUUAUUUUCUGAGUUUGAUAUAAAAAAACUGCCAAACAGAAAUCCUUAAAGAAUGCAAAUUCUAACAUGAGAUCAAAGAUUCUCAUGUUGGGAUAAUAAAGAUAUUAAAAAACUGUAAGAUAUGUUAUGGCAUACAUAAAACCCUGAUUUAGUAAUAGUUAUAAUUAAAAUCACUAACAAUUGCAAUAGCUAAAUAUUUCUAAUACUACGAUAAGGACUGGAAAUAAAUACAUUUAAGUAGUUGUACAACUAUAAGGGGCUAAUUAAUCAAAUGAGGAUCUAUGCCAAAAAUGCCUGGUUAUUGUAAGGAUCAACGUAUUGAAUUGUGCAGACCAAAAUGGCAUGCAGUAAUGGAAUAACAUUAGAUAAUGCAUUAAAAUUUAAGUACAUUGUCAGUUUUAUAUUUUAAAGAGUUAAAAAAAACCCAAUAAUUAGAAUUCGACUUAUAGAAAGGUAAUUUCACAAUUUAAGUACUUCAAUAUAGUGAUGUUUUUGGAAGAAUGCACGUUUUAAUACUGAAACAAACAUUAGCUUCUGCUAAUGAAGACAUUGUUGGUUUAACAGAGUUUAAUUUGUUUAAAAAAUGAGGCACUCAUAUUUACCAGGUUUGUUGUUAUCUGAAACAAAAAGAAAAGGAAAGCACCAUUUUUUAAGAGCAUUCAUUAGUAUAACAUUUUUAUAUGUCAUCUUACCUAUUCAUAGAGUUACCAUGUUGCAGGUCCUGUUCAGUAGGUCGAAAGAACUCAGCCAUAUUGUCUAGAAGUCUACUAAAACCUCGGUUUAAACAGGUAUUCAAAACUGUACUAAAAUCUGGGCUAUAUAAAAUAAGAAGUAUUAGUUACUUUUUAGAUUCUCAAUGGAAGAGAAAACAAAUUCAAUAAUAAUGUGGCUACCUUUGAAAGCCACCAACAUUUCUAGUCACAAUCUAAUACUGUAAAAAUAUAUCAAGGAGUCAAUCUUUAAAAAGUAUUAAAAAUGAGCUCAUUUAGCACAACAUAAUGAGACUCUUCACCCAGUUCACCAGAUUUUUUUAUACUAAUCAGUACUUUGUAUAAUGUAUUUUUUUAAAAAAAUCAAUAUAGUACUACUAUAAUUUUGAGGAAACUCUUGAAUUUCCUUACAGUCAUAGGUUAUUGAUUGUCUUUACAUCCUCAAGCAUGAUAUCCAGUGAGAUGAAAAUAUUAUUGUGUACAGAUGAGGAAUUGAUACUUGAGAGAUGGAGAAACUUGACAAAAGGUAUGUGAUUAGUAAAUUGGGGAGCUUGAAUAUGAGACCAGGGCUCUGUGAUCUUAAUUAUACUCUCUUAGUACCUCACAAAACUCUUUAAUAUAAAGAACAAUAUAUAAUGAUGCUAUGAAACCUACAAAAUAUCUAGUUAUAUUCAAGUUUCUUGACCAGAGUGUGCAUGUAAGUGUGUCUACCUUUUCUCCUUAGUCAUCUCUCUUUUUAAAAGCAUUUUAAUGGCUUUAUUGAAGUAGGACUUAGCAGCCAUAAAAUCCACCCAUUUUAAAUGUACAAGUCAAUGAUUAUUAGUAAAUUUGCAUAGUUGUGCAACUAUCGCUACAAUCCAAUUUUAAAACAUUUUCAUCACCUGUUAUGCACAUUUCCAGUCAAUCCUCAUCUCACUCCUAGCCCCAGGUAACCACUAAUCACUUUUGGUCUGUAUAGUUCUCUGGACAUUUCAUACCAACAGUCAUACAAUAUUUGGUCUUUUGUGUCUGGUUUCUUUCAGUUAUCAUAAUGUUUUGAAGGUUCUUCUAUACUGUAGCAUGUAUCAAUGGCUUGUAUCCCUUUUUUUGCUACAUAGGGCUCCAUUGCAUGAAUACAUCACAUUUUAUCCUUUUGUUAGUUAACAGAAAUCUCAAUUGUGUCUACUUUUUGCCUACUGUGAAUAAUGCUGCUAUGAAAUUUCUGAACAAGUUUUUGUCUAGAGAUGUUUUCAUUCUCUUAAGUAGAUACCUAGGAGUGGAAUUGUUGGUUCGCGUGGUAAAUUUAGGCUGAACCUUGUUCUCUUUUAAAGGUAAUAUAGUAAGGUUCCAAGAAGAAAAAAUGAUUAAGGAGAUGGAAGCUGAAGAAAUGGAAACUGAAGAAAAGAUUAUCAUAGUACCUACUUCCUAGGGUUACUGUAAGGUUUGAGUGAGUUAAGAUAGGUAAAGCAGUAUAGAACAGUGCUUGCUGCAUAAGCACUCAAAAAUGUUGAUUUCUAUUCUUCUUAAUGAAUUCAUUUAGGCCAAUGAAGAAAUGAGAAAUAGAUAAACUUGCUUCCUAUUUCACACACAGAAAAACAGAAACAGAGAGAACUUCCACAUACUUGUCCCACCCAUCUUCCCACUUACAUGCAUCUGACCUGUCCUCAGCCAUCCCUCCUUGACUCCUAAAUUAUUUUACUGUGUAUUGAAUCUCAUUCCUUUCUCUGAUUCAAAGUUGUUUUUUCUUAAAAUUAUCCUGCUUUCCGACAUCAAUUUAUGCCUCUCCUAUCAAUUCAGUAAAUACUUACUGAGUAUCUACUCCAUGCAGGGCACUGUUCUAAGUGCUCAAGAUACACUGGUGAACUAAACAGAUAAAAAUUACUCAUUUCACGGAGUUUAGUAGAAAGGUGUGUAUAAAAAAAUGUUAAAAUCAAAAUAUACUGGCUUCCACGUUCCCCUUAAAUACUAUCCUAUUUCUUCGAAUCUCUUAAAGCAAAAUGUUGAAACAUGUCUAUGCUUGGUCUCUGCUAAAUUCAAAUUCUUUUCAGUUAGGUUAUCUCCACUCCUCCUCUGAAACUUCUCAACAAGAUCACUCAACAACUCUAUCUUGACACAUCUGAUGUUAUUUCUCUGUCUUUAUCUCCUUUGGCCUUUCAGAAGCAUUCAUCCCAAUUAAUCAUAGUCUCCUUGAAACACUGUCUUCAAUUGUCUUCCAAAAUACCUCAUUCUUUUGGUGUUUCUUUUCUUUUGCUGGCAGCUCCUGCUCAGUCUCUUUUACUGGCUCUUCCCCCAAUCCCAAACUCUAAAUGUUGGAGUGCUCUAUGACUCAGUUGUCUUCUAGUCUCUAUCUGUUCCUAUCCCCAUGUCUUUAAAUGCCAUAUAUAAAGUGAUGACUCCAAAAGUUAUAUUUGUAAACUAGCUCUUGAAUUCCAGACUUGUGUAUUCAAUUGCCAAUAGGCAUGUCCACUUGGAUAUGCUUAAUACUGUCAAAAUACAAAUGGCAAUUCCUAUUUCCUCAAAUGCUCAGCCUCAAUACCUAGGAGUCAUCCUUGCCUCCUCUUUCAUAACCCACAUCAAAAAAUUCUACAAGUACUACUGGUUCAACCUUAAGCCUAUUAUUUAAUCACUUCUUAUUGCCACCACGGCUACCACCCAAUCCAAGCUACAACUGUCUCUUGAUUAGGCUACUUCAACUCUUGAAACUGGUUCCCUUCUUCUGUUCUUAUCUCUUUGUAGCCAACUAACCAUAGAACAAUGAGAUCUUUGUUCAGAAACACAGAUGAUGUCGUUGCCCUGCUUAAAACACUCCAAUGGCUUCCUAUACAUUAAGAAUAAAAAAAAAAUUUCUUAUCAUGGACCACAAAGUUUGACACAUUCUGGAGUUGCCAUGUAUCUCUCCAAUCUCACAUCCCUAUUGCUUUUCUAAUUCACUGUGCUCCAGCCAACAAUGGCCUCCUUGCUAUUCCUUGAACAAGCCAAGCGUUAGGAUUCCUGCAACUGUUCUUCUGCCUUGAACUGUAUUCUUCUGGGUUAUAAGGUUCAUUUCCACAGUAGAUUCAGGUUUCUGCUCAAAUGACAUCUCCUCAAAGAAGCCUUUUCUGACCAACCUAUUACAAACAGCAUCCCUGGUCACUCUCUAACCCCGUAACCUUCUUUGUGCUUCAUCAACAAAGUUACAUAUACUUGACAUUAUAUCAGAUUUAUUAGUUUAUUAUUUUUCUCUCCCACUAACAAACAUAUUCCAGGAGGGAUGAAGACCUAGCAUUUAGAACAGUACCUAAUAUACCACAGACAGCCAAUACAUAUUUGAUGAAUCAUUCAUUCAAUGAAAGAAAUGAACUAAGCAAAUGAAAAAAUUUUAUUUCUAUCUAUGAAAUGUAGAAAUUUCAAUCCAGACAAGCUCCUGAGGGUGAAGGACUAGGGCUAUACAUUUGGCUUUAACUACUAGCAUGUUAAAGUAAUGGGAGUACAAAACAUUGCUUGGGAGGCAGUUGCCAAUGAAGUAAGAACAAAUACAUGGGAAAUACUGAUGGCUUUUUUUGUUUUGUUUUGUUUAAGACAGGAUCUUACUCUGUCGCCCAGGCUGGAAUGCAGUGGUGCAAUCAUGGCUCACCACAGCCUCAACUUGCCAGGGCUCAGGUGAUCCUUCCACUUCAGCCUCUUGAGUAACUGGGACCACAGGUGUGCACCACGAUGCCUGGCUAAUUUUUUUUCUUUUGUUUAAGAGAUGGGGUUUUGCCAUCAAACCCAGGAUGGUCUUGAACUCCUAAGCUCAAGCAAUCUACCUGCCUCGGCCACCCAAAGUGCUGGUAUUACAGGCAUGAGACACUGCGCCAGGUUGGGAACACUGAUGUUUAAAGGGAAGACAGAGAUAGAAAAAUCUAAGAAAUGAUGUGAAAGGUGGGAGAAAAAUUAGAUUAUACUGUCAUGAAAGUUAUGUGAGCAAGAAUUUCAAGAAAGACAGUAUCAAAUAUCAGAGAAAGGUCAAAUAAGAACAUCACAGAUUCACUGGAAAUGGCAAAAGAUCUCUGAUGACCUUCUGCAGAGCUUCAUGAAAUGAUGUGGUGGAAAUCUGAAUAAGGAAAAAAGUCGACAUUCCUACUUAGAAAAACAAAAGAUAGAACUCGAUGAAUUCAGACAGUAGAGUUAGUAGCUGAGUCACACCCUAAGAAAUCCCUGCUUCCCUCCAGUUUGAGUAGAAAAUGCUGUCUAAAGGUGGGGGAACAGUCCAAAAUUUAAUUUUAAUAUAAUAUUAUACUGACUAUGUUGUUCAAGAAAAACUAAAAAAUAGUCACAAGUACAUUCAACAUACGCACACAUUUUUCCUGUUAUGUGAAGUAUACAUACCUUUCCAACAUGUCUCUAGUUUCAUUGAGAAGUUUAAUAGUGGUAAUGUCUCGAGGAGAAAGUCCACAGGCCUAUAGAAUUGAAAUGUCACACUUUAGGUUUUUAAACAUUAGCACAGCAUCAUGAUGAAACUAAUCACAUUCAUAAAAUAAAGAAUUCAGGAAAUCUAAAAGUCUAUGUUCUAUCAACAAUAAAAAAAUUAGACUAAAAAAACGCUGUAAUGGUUUAUGUGCGCAGAUAAGUAGUAUUUAAGACAUGAGUAAAAGUAAAAUUAUACUUAGUAAGAUCUUUGUUUAUCUGGCCCUUCUUGGAUAGAUUUCUAGCAUAGUUAGACAAAGAAGAAAUAGGUUUUGAGUUUACAGAGGUCUGAAUUUGUUUUUAAUUUAAAUUAAAUUUUAUAAUUAUUAUUAUUUUAAGACAGGAUCUCACUCUGUCAUCCAGGUUGGAGUGCCGUGGCAUGAUCAUAGCUCAGACAACCUCGAACUACUGGGCUCAAGUGAUCUUCCAGCCUCAGCUUCCUAAAUAGUAGCUAGGACUACAGGCAUGGGCCACCAUGCUAAUUUUUAAUUUUUUUUUUGUUUUUGGUAGGUAUAGGGUCUUGUUAUGUUUCCCAGGCUGGUCUUAAACUCCUGGCCUCAAGCCAUCCUCUUGCUUGGCCUCCCAAAGCAUUUUCUUUUAAGAGACAGAGCUCACUGUGUUGCCCAGGCUGGAAUGCAAUGGUGCAACCAUAGCACACCACAGCCUUGAACUCUGAGCUUAAAAAAUCUUCCCUUCUUAGCCUUUUGAGUAGCUGGGACUAUAACCAUGUACCACUAUGCCCAUUUGGCUGAUUUUUUAAAUUUUAAUUUUUGGAGACAGGAUUUUGCUUUGUUGCCCAGGCUAGUCAUGAACUCCUGGACUCACAUGAUCCUCCCACCUCAACCUCCCAUGUUUUUUUCUUUUAUCAGUAUACAUGUGUGUCUUUUUUCAUCAAUCUAAUCUGAAACUCUAUGUGUCCUUUCAAUCUUAAAUUUCAGGUUGUAAUUCAGUUCAGUAAGAUCUGGUCCAUCAUUUUUCUCUUCAUCUUCUUUCUUUGAAUUGUUUUCUCUGUAGUUCUGUUUUGAAUUCUGAAAACAUAAAUUGAUUUAGAGUCCUAAAAAUAUUUUUUAAUACUCUUAUUGUGUCUCCUUGAGAUUCUAUUUUAUAAGUUUUCUCCUGUUUCAUUAAUUCUGUCCCAUCUGUUCUGUUUGAUCAGUUUUUGUCUUUAUCUUUCAAGUUAUAGGGUUUCCUUAAAUGGAAUGCAACAUUUUUUUUUUUUUUUUUUUUUUUUUGCCUACUCAUGAAUGUAGGAUCUCUCAGCAGCCAAACAGGUUCAUCUUUGAGGUCUCUGGGAGUGGAAAAUCCUUCAGGCAAUGAAAACAAGGCAUUCUGUUCUAACAGUGCCUCUAUGCUGAGGUAUGGCAUAGGGGUCUCUCUGUUCUAAGGCUUUUCCAGUUGUCAAUUGAGAGCUGUUCUCCCAAUUACAAAGAAUGGGUAUAAGCCAGCAGACAAAAUUUUUGGAUUAGACUUUGUUUCUCAAGUGGAUGACUAUAAUGUCCUCAGUCCAUUUUUGUACUGCCAUCAUUAACUUUUUUAAAAUGCAAAGGUGAUUGUGUUACUGGACUGGUUAAAAUCUACCUUUCUUUGUGUACAAAUUGGAGUUCAGACUCCUUAUCUUGGCAUACAAAGCUCUUUAUAAUCUUGCCCUGACCUUUAGCUCUAUGUUCUGAUACUUGAUCUGAUACAAAAAUAUGUGUAGCCACACUAAUAGAAUUUGUAUCUUCAGUUCCCCAAGUGUAAUGGGCAGGUCUUACUAAUUUUACAUCUCCAAUAUGUAUCACUCUGUCCACUGUUGCAUACCUAAUAAUAAAAAUGUACUGAAUAUCUAAAA